Molecule: messenger RNA, 3962 nt
Organism: Epinephelus lanceolatus (giant grouper)
Lineage: Eukaryota; Metazoa; Chordata; Actinopteri; Perciformes; Serranidae
Gene: ssr1
Product: signal sequence receptor, alpha
Cellular component (GO): endoplasmic reticulum membrane; endoplasmic reticulum
Source: RefSeq, a predicted model, not a curated record
CACGCGUCGCAGUAGGGUUGUAACGGAAGCAGCACGGCAGCGCUCACAGCCUGGCUGUCUGACUGACACUGAAUGAGAACGCACUGAUUUCGACUCCAAAAAUGCUGAAAUUUCUACCUAAACUGAUGCUGCUAGCGCUGUUAGCUUUCCCGGCGACCAUCCUUAUCAAAGGGCCGGUGGUGAGUGCGCAGGAUCUGACUGAGGAUGAGGAGGCUGAGGCUGUUGAUGAAGAUGUUGUGGAUGAUGUGACGGCUGAGGACGAGGAUGACGAGGCGGAAGUGGAAGAUGAUGAGAAUGCAGAACUGACGGAAGAAAAAGAAGAUGAAGAGGAAGAAGCGUUGGUUGGAGAGGUGAAAGCUUCCCCCAAUGCUGACACCACCAUCUUGUUUGUUAAAGGAGAAGACUUCCCCGCCAACAACAUUGUCAAAUUCCUGCUCGGCUUCAGCAACAAGGGAUCAGAGAACUUCAUUGUAGAGUCCCUGGACGCUUCUUUCCGUUACCCACAGGAUUAUCAAUUCUACAUCCAGAACUUCACAGCUCUCCAGCUCGGCAUCGUGGUUCCCCCCAGCAGACAGGCUACCUUUGAGUACUCGUUCAUCCCCGCAGAGCCAAUGGGAGGGCGGCCGUUCGGACUCGUCAUCAACCUCAAUUACAAGGACAGCAAUGGAAACAUUUUCCAGGAUGCAGUGUUCAACCAGACGGUCACCAUCACAGAGAGAGAGGAUGGCCUAGAUGGAGAGACAAUCUUCAUGUACGUCUUCCUGUCAGGCCUCGGGCUGCUGGUCAUCGUAGGCCUUCACCAGCUGCUGGAGUCCAGAAAGAGGAGGCGUCCAGCUCCCAAAGUGGAAAUGGGAACUUCGAGCCACAAUGACGUCGACUUGAGCUGGAUCCCUCAGGAAACGCUCAACCAGAUCAUGCAGAGUCGCAGAGACAAAGCGUCUCCCAAAAGAUCUCCUCGCAAAAGAAGCCAGAAACGCUCGGCUGGCUCGGACGAGUGACGGGUGCCUUACACCACGGCGACAAAUCUUCACCCACCCGUCUACGUAGGAGGAGGAGGAGGGCUGUGAGCGCCACGCUGAGCGUACUCUGCCCUCUCUACUGAGAAACUUUAACCAGUGCCAAGCACAGCGAUGGCUGGCUCUCUACUUUCAGCUUAAAAACUGUUGAACACACACACACACACACACACACACACACACACACAGUCCGUUUUGUUUAACAAGUAACGAGUUCUCUGCAGCCGUCACAUGAGGAAGAAAAGUGAGAAGGAUCACACAGGUGUGUUGGGUUUAAAGGCACGUGAGGACAUUUUUCUCUAGAGGUUGUUGCUGUUCUUUCAGAUUUACAUUUGUUGAAGCCUUAGUGAGAUAACUGCUGAUGUGAUCAUUGUGAGACCGUUUUGAUUGUUUUGUUCAUUACCUACCACUCUAGUGUAGGGCUGGAACUAAAUGUGGAUUCAUCAAUUAGUUGACUAGCUAAAGUUAUUAGUUGACAAAUUGUUAAAGUCAAGAAAAGUACCCCAAAGUUCUGGUUCCAGUCACUAAAAUUUCCUUCUUUGUCACUUAUUUUCUACAUUUUAGUUCAAAUGUGACCCAACGAGUAUUUUACAGAUGACAGGAUGAUGGAAAUAGUUGUUAGUUGCAGCCCUACUCUGGUGACAAAUGCAGUUAAUGUUUUGGAUUUUUUUUAAUCUAUUUUGUAGAUUCUGUCUGCAUAUUUUAGACUUUGUAGAGCUCUCUUCUAGCAGCUCUGUUGCCCCUUUCCUGCUUUGCUUUGCUCAUGUUACUGCACAGAUCCUAAAGGAAAGUCUGAUCCUGGUGUCGCUCUUUCACCACACCACCAAUGCUCCGUCUCAAAAAGUCUGCAAGGACUCUGUGCCGUCCGCCUGUUGAAAUUUAGAGACCCCACCAGACCUUUUGAGCCCCUUGUGCAAGAACGAGAACAGCAUGAGGCAACAUCCCAUAUUUCCUAAUGUUCACUUAAAUGGGAGACAUGAAUUAGACAUGGAAGGAGCUUGGAAGAACAUACACCCAGCAGCAAUCACUGUGUGUAGUUUCUUAUGUUUGGAUGGCAUGACAACAUUGUUCUUGUUUCGCUGCGAUGUUUCAAAGAGCGUUUGAGCUCUGUGGUCUAAAGCUGCCUACAAACAUGGCGAUUAAUACGCACAAUAGGUCUCAUUGAAGUGGUUGAAGUUGUGUAAAAACUGUUGCUGAUCUACUGUCAACAGAAAAUAGACAUUUCCUUGUUCCACGUUUGAGAUUUUGUGAUUGUUUUGCAUUUGAACGUCACAUUUAGGAAGGAGAGGCACAGAAGAAAUGAUUAACUGAUUAGGAAAAACUCUUUGAUGCAAAAAUUUGCUGGUUCUGACAUCUUAAAUGUAAAUCUUUGCUGGUUUUAUUAGACUCCUGUGAUGGUCUUUGGGUUUUUGACUGUUAAAUGGAAAACACAAGCAAGUUAAAGACAUUAAUUUAGGCUCUGGGUAACUGAUGGGCUUUUUCUUUUUUCUGACAACAAUUAAAAAGAAAAAAUGGGCAGAUUAAUAGAUGAUUUGAACUAGGAGCUAACAUAACAUAAGCAAGUUGAUCAUUUGGUUCCUCAUCAGAUCUGUGGACAGGAAAUAAGUGAAGAGGACAAGUCAGCAGAGUUGAGCUAUACCUGCUCUUUAACCCCAACACCCUAAGUUUAAACCCCGACAGGAUGAGGGGGUAGAGAGGUCUCAUCAUGUGAAAAAACAUCAUUGAAUGUCACCUAACAGGCCAGGUUAUCAUGAAUGAACAAGAUGUUUUAGUUUCUCUUGUUAAACAGCAACAAGAAUUGAAAUCUUUAAAUCCUCAACGUGUGCCUGUUUUCUACUUUUCUGUCUGUAAAUGUGUUUACUUCUGGCUUUUCUCCACAAGCAGCUUGUUCAAAAUCAGAACAGUAACUUAACAGAUAGUGGGUCUUUUUGUUUUUCUUUUGAAUUGUAAAAAAAAAAAAAAUACUGAACUGGCUAAAGCACUGGUGUAAAUACUGGCUGAUGGAUGAUGAUGAUGAUGACGUGAGAGCAAAAAUUACUGAGCUAAUUUAUUUGAAUGACAGAUUGGGGUGAAAUGGGGGGUUUGUGCACUGUGUUUUUUGUUUGUUGUGGGGGGUUUUCUUUACCACUAGGGGAUGACUCUAUGGAAGCCCAUUUUAGCUUGAAAGUCAUUAUGACAAACUUUAGUGAAAUAAUGACUUCCUUAUUUCAAAGUAAUUACUUGGUAUCUCAAAGCAAUGACAUAGUAACUUAAAAUUAAUGAGAAACUUUUUCAAAAUAAUUACAUAGCACUUUGAAAGAAACUCUCAAAAUAUUGACUUCGUAUCUAAAAAAAAAAUAAUAUCAGAAAUGAGACACUGUCAAAAUAAUAACUUAGUAUUUCAAAUUAAUGACAAACUCAGAAUAUUGACUUCAUAUGUCAAAAUAGGCCCAAGUCAGAAUUAGAAAUUAAGAAAGUUUCUUAUUUUGAGAUACUUUGUCAUUCUUUCAAGAUAUGAGUCAUUAUUUUGAGAAAGUUUCUCAUUCAAACUAAAAGGAUUUUUUUCAUUACAUCGGCAGAAAUGGGCUUACAUACGACACUUACUGUACAGGUCUUGGACUUGGUUUAAAGUUCCUUUGCUGCAGCGUUUGGUCAUUUAAAGCUUUGUGGCUUUGUGAGUAACUGACCUCAGAGUUUGGAUCUGAACUGUAGCUGCAUGUUGGACUCUUAAAUGUACUGCAGAUAAUCCAAGCAGGCAGUAUAAACAGAAAACACAUGAUCCAAGCGUGAGUACACAGCUGAGGUUUGUUGAUACCACUUGUUCACCCACAGAGAACUGAGCUGAUGUUUAGUUUUUUUGUUUGUUUGUUUGUUUUCUAAAAUAACGGGACUGUCAUUCAUAGAUUCGAGCUUUUACUUUCAUUUGCUUUUAAAUGUGCAGGAAAUAAACUUUGAUGAUUUGCUGUA